CAAAGAGCGGAGCCUCCUUUGGCGGGGGAGCCCGGCCGCCGCCGCCGUCGCCGCCUUCUCUGUCUGGGCUUGAGUGUGCCGGCCGGGCCAGUGGGGACCCCUCCCCAGCUCUUGUGAGUUUGGGUGGGGGGGCCGCACCCGUGCUUUCUGCCUCAUUCUACCCCACGGGCAGCUUUCUGCGCUCCGCCUCCGCUCUCCCGGCGGAGGGCGUCCCCUUCUUCCCCCCAUCACCCACCCCCACUCGGGAGGUCCGUCUUGAAGCUGAUCAACUUAUGUACUCUCCUGUUCCUGAAAAAGCUUUUCUUGCAACUCUGCAGAUAUAUCUUCAAGCAACAUCUAAGAUACCAUCAUUUUUGAAAAGCAAGUAGCUGGGGUGUUCAAAAUUCUGCUUUUCCAGUCAAGAUUUUGUGCUGCUGUUAUACUACAUAAUACAAAUAUUCUGGAUCAGCAUUAUUUGUGAAACUUUCUGCUAAAGGUGAAAAUAGAAGACAGUUCUACAGUUCUGUAACUUCUGAAAUACCAUCUCCUGAUAGUAAUUUUAUUAAAGAGUAGUACCUCAUUUUAUCUGUCACAUCUUGUAACUGUGUCAAAGCUCAUUUUACAGAAGAACAAACUGAAGCAAAUAAGAAGUUAAGAAACACAAUUAAAGGACUCCAUGAAAGAUGACAGAAGAAGUUAUUGUUAUAGCAAAGUGGGAUUACACUGCACAGCAGGAUCAAGAACUUGACAUCAAGAAGAAUGAGCGACUGUGGUUGCUAGAUGAUUCCAAAACUUGGUGGAGGGUAAGGAACGCAGCCAACAAAACAGGAUAUGUGCCAUCUAAUUAUGUGGAGAGAAAGAACAGUUUGAAGAAAGGCUCCCUGGUUAAAAAUCUUAAAGACACAUUAGGACUGGGUAAGACAAAAAGAAAGACAAGCACAAGAGAUGCCUCUCCCACCCCUAGUACAGAUGCAGAAUAUCCAUCUAAUGGAAGUACUGCAGACAGGAUUUAUGACCUCAACAUCCCAGCCUAUGUAAAAUUCGCAUAUGUUGCAGAGAGGGAGGAUGAACUCUCCCUAGUGAAAGGAUCCCGGGUCAUCGUGAUGGAAAAGUGUAGUGAUGGCUGGUGGCGAGGUAGCUACAAUGGACAGAUUGGCUGGUUUCCUUCUAACUAUGUUGUAGAGGAACUUGAAGAAGCAACAGCUGAUUCCCCGAGUUUUCUCAGUUUAAGAAAAGGAGCAUCAAUGAGUAAUGGCCAGAGUAUGAAAGUGCUCCAUAUUGUUCAAACACUCUAUCCUUUCAGUUCUGUUACAGAGGAGGAGCUCAACUUUGAAAAAGGGGAAACAAUGGAAGUUAUUGAAAAACCUGAAAAUGACCCAGAAUGGUGGAAAUGUAAAAAUUCCCGAGGGCAAAUUGGCCUUGUUCCUAAAAACUAUGUAGUCAUCUUAAGUGAUGGUCCUGCCAUGAACACUUCCCAUCCACCUCAGAUAAGCUAUACAGGGCCAUCUUCUACGGGACGGUUUGCUGGAAGAGAGUGGUAUUAUGGGAAUGUUACACGACAUCAGGCUGAAUGUGCCCUUAAUGAACGAGGUGUUGAAGGUGACUUCCUUGUUAGAGAUAGUGAAUCUUCGCCCAGUGACUUCUCCGUAUCUCUUAAAGCAUCAGGGAAGAACAAACAUUUCAAGGUGCAGCUUUUGGACAAUGUCUAUUGCAUUGGACAGCGCCGGUUUCAUACUAUGGAUGAAUUGGUGGAACACUACAAAAAGGCACCUAUUUUCACCAGUGAACAUGGGGAAAAGUUAUAUCUCAUCAAAGCACUUCAGUGACAUUAAAGAGGGGGACUAGGCUGCCUAGUCCACGUCUCACUAAAUGCCUAGUCCGCUUCUCACUAAACUACAGGCCUUAGGUCCAACAUUCACCUACAAAGAGCAGAGCUGACCUCCUACCUGAUACAGUCCCAAACCCAGGGCUCUUGCUUCUCAGAAGGCUUUGCUCUAUCGUAUGGUUUGUAUUUGAUUUAUGAUUCAUUUGCCUAAUUUGUUUUUUUCUCCCCCCAGUUGGGUUUGGUUCAGUUUGCUUCCUCUCAGGUUAAAAACUUAAGUGAACAUUAUCAGUACUCACUUCCAUGCCUGAGUUCUAAAACCCCUCUCUCUCCCUGGUUUACAGAAUUUAGAGAUGAGAGAGAGGGAGGUGAGUUUGGUUGAUUUUGUUCUUUUUAAUUGGAGACAGUGUUAAUCUAUUCAAAUUGUUAAUGGUGACAGAACUCUUAGUUAAGAGACAUUGGGCACAGUUUGAAUGCACUGAAGCUACAGCUAAUUAAGUGAAAUAUAGUAGACAUAAACAGUUGUGGCUGUGAGUUCUGUAGCUCUUUGGCUUACCAGGUAGUGUAUGACAAAAAUUCUUAGGCUCUAGAAGCACUCUACGCUGUAUUCUGCUAUUACAUUGCUUCCUUGACUCUAUAUAAGAGUACACCAAUUAAAGCAUUUUGUAAUAGGACUUCUUAAACUACUAUGGUAAGGUUGUAGUAAAAGAAAUCUAGUGUAUUUUGGUCUGUGGUUGCAACAAAGAGAAUUUCCCUAAAAGCUGAUUUGCAAGAGAAAGAAUCAGUGACUUACGAAGGCUGAAGGUUUUGGUAAUCUAUACAACCAAAUGUGCCAUCCACAUAAUCCUUUUUUCUCUCACCCUUCUGCUUGUUUGAAUUUAACAAUUAUGUAUUUAAUUCUCAAAGUAAUAUGUAUCUGUAGCUAUUUGUUGACACUAAUGCAGAUGAUUACAAAAAAAAAAAAACUGAUCUUUUGGGGAAGUGGGGCUACCAACACUAUAUAUAUAUAUCUAUAUAUAUAUGUAUAUGCACACACACAUAUAGAGACAUAUCUAUAUAGAGAGAUAUAGAUAUAUAUGUAUGUGUGUGUAAUAUUUGCUUUACAGGGAAAAUUCUUCAGGGUUUACAAAAAAUGAUGUGAUUGGUAGUGAGACACACGGAAUGUUUUCCAAAAAAAUGCAUUUUCUGUUUUCUUUACAUUUAAAUUUCUUUAUAGUUCGAAUAUACAGUCUUGAGAUGGCACAUUCCUGAGAUUGAAGAAGGGGUUUUGAGAUCCCUUAAACUUGCAUACAGUUUUUUUGGAUAUUGUAAUAAAAAAGGUAUUAUGUCAA
Messenger RNA from Antechinus flavipes (yellow-footed antechinus), 3132 nucleotides. RefSeq names its product NCK adaptor protein 2 (gene NCK2). NCBI's taxonomy places the organism in Eukaryota, Metazoa, Chordata, Mammalia, Dasyuromorphia, Dasyuridae. The record is from RefSeq and is a predicted model, not a curated record. Bases 663 to 1805 code for a protein of 380 amino acids. Gene Ontology annotation, molecular function: protein binding. The transcript is spliced from 7 exons. Gene Ontology annotation, biological process: positive regulation of translation in response to endoplasmic reticulum stress; positive regulation of endoplasmic reticulum stress-induced intrinsic apoptotic signaling pathway; negative regulation of endoplasmic reticulum stress-induced eIF2 alpha phosphorylation.